Alternaria postmessia is the source of this 804-nucleotide messenger RNA. RefSeq lists its product as uncharacterized. Gene Ontology annotation, biological process: DNA-templated transcription initiation. Gene Ontology annotation, cellular component: RNA polymerase I complex. NCBI's taxonomy places the organism in Eukaryota, Fungi, Ascomycota, Dothideomycetes, Pleosporales, Pleosporaceae. The record is from RefSeq and is a predicted model, not a curated record. The transcript has a single exon. The coding region runs from base 1 to 804 and encodes 267 amino acids.
AUGGCACCAGUACAGAGCGACGAUGCUUCCUUAUUCUACACCGAGCGUAUAUCGCAAUACGUUUGCAUCCCGCCUUCAUGUCUCGCAGAUCCCUUCUCAGCAGUGUGCGCGACCGUACUAUCACCGCUACUCCUCACAUACUUCCCACCUGCGAAGGGUGUGGUCCUCGCAUACGAAGAUGUUGAGCUGAAUAGCACACCACCAACCGCCGCAACAUCGAAAACCAAGAAGUCACAAUCUCAACAGCAAAGCGAGUCAAGUUCUGAUGAUGAUGCGCCCGCGGAGCCUUUACUACUCAGACACGUUGAUGAAUACGCGGCGCCGUUCUUUUGGGUUACUGCCUCGUUCAUUGUGUGGCGACCAACGCGAAAUGCCCACCUGACCGCUCAUAUCACGGACCAGGCGAAGACUCAUCUCACGCUCGCACAUCUCAACACCUUUCCCGUUAGUAUACUCAAAGAGUGCCUGCCCUCGGACUGGUCGUGGCAUUCGGAAGAAGCUGGUCACAUGAAGAAGGGCUGGGAUGGACGGUUGUCAGAUGAAGGAGGUUGGUGGGUGAACGGAGAUGGCGAAAAGGUUGAAGGAGAAUUGCGCGUGAGGAUACGGGACGUUGAUGGCAGAAUGGAUGGAAAGGGCAAGGGUAAGGGCUUCCUACGUGUCGAUGGAGCCCUGAUCUCUGAAGAGGAGAUAAAGCAGGCACAACAGAAGAGCGGGAAAGGGAAGAGGAAGGCUACUACAAGCGCCAUGAAGGCGACACCACAGAGACAGGCAGAUGGAGAAGUCAUGGAAAUUGACUCAGACUAG